AUGGAAGAACAUAUGAGUGGGAGGAGCUCCUAUUCCAUUUCCCAUUCCCACUUACUAUUGGCCCAAUUAAAUAAGAAUAAAAAAGCUUCGUGUGUAAGAGAAGGUAAGGUAUUUGGUAGUGACACUUUUGCUGCUUUUCAUUAAUUCUAUUAUCAAGAAGAUGAAGAGUCUUCCUUUCCUAUCAGUUAUUAUAACACAUUUUGAGUGUGCUAUAAAAAGUGUCAUUAAUCUGAAACUUUAGCAAUCUGACAGUGACACUGUUUCCAGCCUCCUAAUUUGCAAAAAGAAGAAUGAGAAGGGGGGGGGAGGAAAUUGCACUUGGCUUCAUCAUAAUCUUCACUUUAGUUCCACUCUUGUCAUUUUAGCUGUGAAUUCAUUGUUUCUUAUCCCCAUACAAUAGAAGCUGCUGUCAAAAUCGGCAGUGUUUCCACUCAGGAAAAAUAAAUCUUUUAAAUGUUUUUCUGCCAAUGCUUUUUAGAUUAUAGUUAUUUGAAACUCUAAAUGAAGUCCUGAAAGCCUCAAUAUACCACUAGUGUUGAUGAUGUUGAUCAGCAAAGCACAAUGAAGUAAAAGUAUUUCACAGAUGUUGCUAUUGCUAAUAAAAUCCACAUAGGGAGAAGACUGAAAGCAUAUAUAAUAUCUUAUGCCAAUCAAAUGAAGCAGUUUUCUUUUCCUUGUUUGAAAAAUCAAAAAGGGGAAAAAAAGUAAUACAUUCCUAGCCCAAAUCACCCCCAGGAACAAAGGAGCAAUUACUACCAGUAAUCUUUCUUCAAUAGCCUUUGCUAAUGACCAAAUAUUACAUGGAAUGCAUGGGGGACAGCCAGGUUAAUAAAGACCAGCAGAUAAUGCAACCUUAAAUAUUUACUCUAAAGGUAUUUUAUAAUUUACAAGAUGUAUUGUGUGAAGCUCAUGCUGCAAGGACAGACCCAGAGAUGAUGAUGAUUGAUUGAUUGAUCUACAGUGGUGUCUCGCAAGACGAAAUUAAUUCGUUCCGUGAGUUUUUUCGUCUUGCGUUUUUUUUCGUCUUGUGAAGCACGGUGUCAGAAAAGCUUUGGAAAAGCUUCAAAAAUCGCCAAAGUCCUCAAAAACCUCAAAAAAGGCUACCACACCGCGUGCUAUGAGUUGCUCCUUGAAGUCAAGUCGCAACUGUAUUAACGGUUUUAAGAAAAAGGAAACAAACUUGCAAGACGUUUCCGUCUUGCGAAGCUAGCCCAUAGGGAAAAUCGUCUUGCGAAGCAACUCAAAAAACCAAAAACCCUUUCGUUUUGCGAGUUUUCCGUCUUGCGAGGCAUUCGUCUUGCGAGGUACCACUGUAUUUAAUUUCUACAUCGCCCUAUACCCGAAGUUUUCAGGGUGGUUCACAUGAGAUAUCAAAUACAUAAAAUCAAAACAAAACCAACAACUCAAUAACACCCCCCCCCCAAAAGAACCAGCAUUUUUUAAAAGGGUAUAAGAUGUAGAUCAAGUCAGGCAAGGCCUGGUUGAAAAGGAACAUUUUUGCCUGGUGCCUAAAGGUGUAUAGUGAAGGUGCCAGGCAAACUUCCCUGGGGAGAGCAUUCCACAGAUGAGGAGCUACUGCCAGGAAGGCCCAUUCUCAUGUUGCCACCCUCCUGACCUCUUGCAGAGGCACACAAUGGGCCUCAGAAGAUGAUCUCAGGGUCCAGGUAGGUUCAUAUGGGAAGAGGCAGUCCUUGAGGUAUUAUGGUCCUGAGCCAUUUAAGGCUUUAACCAGCACUUUGAAUUGGGCCUGGAAACUAAUUGUAGCCAGUGCAGUUGGACCAGGAUUGGUGUAAUAUGCUCAAACCGUCUUGCUCCAGUGAGCACCUGGCCGCUGACUGGAAUCAGAGUCACGGGUAAGUCAGAGCUGAGUAUUUCAGCAGAGCCAGGAAGACCUUGUUGCUCACAAAGGAAGCCUUUCUUUCUGGCCUGCCCAGGAAUGUCCGGCUCUCAAGUUUGCACUGGUAGGGGUAGUUUGAGACCAGUCUGUCCCAAACUGGUCCCCUCCAGAAUACAACUCUCACAAUCCCAGACCAUUGGCUAUGCUUGCUGGGGCUGAUGGGAGUUGUAGUCCAAUAACAUCUUGAGAGAACCAAGCUGCAAAAGCUGUCCUAGAUAAAUGCUCUAAACUGCAUGAAAUAUACUCGGAGUCGAGUGUGGAUUUCAUGCUCUUUAUUCAGCUUAUAGUAGUGAGGAAUGCCAGUUCCCCCGAAAUGUCUGCUUAUAUACAUUAUUUACACAAUGGGCCCCACGUGAUUGGCUAAUUCCGGGAUUCUCCUGUAGGCCAAUCAGGUUGCAGAUUCCCUUCCACCUGGAGUUGGAUUUGGUGGCUCCUGUGGACCAAUCAGACUGCUGCAUUCUGGAUCCUAUUGUUCUGGGACCAAUCAGACUUCUGCAUUUUGGAACCUAUUCAACUCAGUACAUAACACUGCAGUUCUGUAGUUCACCACAUGGAGCACCCAUAUGCAGUUCCAAAAGUUCCUAGCUUGAGCUGAGAUAUGAUAACAUUGACAUAGAAUUCACUUUCUUCUUAAAGGAAAUCCAUGGUCAUUUGAGGUAUUCUUUUUCUGCAUAUUCCAAUUUUCUCACUGCAGUGCCUCUAGAGAGAUUUCCUCUGAAAACAACCAUGAAGAAAGAAACACAAGGCCAUG
Messenger RNA from Podarcis lilfordi (Lilford's wall lizard), 2648 nucleotides. NCBI's taxonomy places the organism in Eukaryota, Metazoa, Chordata, Lepidosauria, Squamata, Lacertidae. The record is from the annotation of a GenBank genome assembly.